Dioscorea cayenensis subsp. rotundata (Guinea yam) is the source of this 901-nucleotide messenger RNA. RefSeq lists its product as uncharacterized. The record is from RefSeq and is a predicted model, not a curated record. The coding region runs from base 78 to 719 and encodes 213 amino acids. The transcript is spliced from 5 exons. Lineage: Eukaryota; Viridiplantae; Streptophyta; Magnoliopsida; Dioscoreales; Dioscoreaceae.
AUGCUCGAGAGUAGUAUUUCGCAUACUUCGAGCUUUCAUUAUUCUUCUUCUUCUUCUUCUUCUUCCAAGCUGAUACCAUGGCGACGAGGGACUCAAUUGGAGGACUCUGUUCAUUGCCCCACUCCUUUAUAGAUAUCUCCGAGCGGCCUUUUCUGGAUGGCCGGCCUCUCAGGCUCCCAUUCCUUCCCAUUAGUAGCCGAGGUAUUACCAUGUUUCAAAUUGUACGUUCCAGCACAAUUUAUCAUAUCUCUAGAAAAGUCCCCUAUAGUUCAAGAGUAAGCACAAGAAACAGGCUUAAUAAAUGUCUUCAAUGCACUAGUUCAUCAUCAUCAGGUAGCAGUCCAGAGGACUCUAAUGCUACGUCAAAUCAAGACAAGGCACAAUUUGGAUACACCAGAAAAGAUGUAUUGCUAAUUGGUCUUGGAGUGACAGCUCUAGGAAUUGGCUUGAAAAGUGGAUUAGAGUUUGUCGGGGUUGAUCCAUUGCAAGCAGGAAAUGUUGUUCAGCUGGUUUUGGUCUUGGGACUCACGAUUGGAUGGAUCUCUACAUAUAUAUUUAGAGUGUCAAACAAAGAAAUGACAUAUGCUCAACAGUUAAGAGACUACGAGAAAAAAGUUAUGGAGAAACGGUUGGAGGGCCUCACAGAAGCUGAGCUUGAAGCAUUGCUUGAGCAAGUAGAGGAGGAAAAGAGACGCCUUACCAACAAUGAACAACUAUAAUUCAUGUCUUGGAAUAGAAGAGUUUAUUGAACAUGUCAACAAAUCAAAUGAAGUGAGUAAUAGUGAGUGUUUUUACAAAAUCGAUACUUCUCUUUCCAGUUGCAUACCCAUCAUCUGUAAUUUUUAACGUAGCAUGAAUUUUAUAUUGAAUAUUAGCUUUGUUACUCGGGUCUUUUAUUCUA